This is a messenger RNA of Clupea harengus (Atlantic herring), 3555 nucleotides long. RefSeq names its product protein phosphatase 1, regulatory subunit 15B. NCBI's taxonomy places the organism in Eukaryota, Metazoa, Chordata, Actinopteri, Clupeiformes, Clupeidae. Gene Ontology annotation, molecular function: protein phosphatase regulator activity. Gene Ontology annotation, biological process: response to endoplasmic reticulum stress. The record is from RefSeq and is a predicted model, not a curated record. Gene Ontology annotation, cellular component: endoplasmic reticulum; protein phosphatase type 1 complex.
UGCUUCCUAACUAGCAACAUGUUUUGUUAUUUCUUUAGUGCACUCAAAGUAUACAGACCACUCACAUUUUGUUAUGUUGCGCCUUUAUGCUAAAUUGUCUAAAUCGUUUUUCUCUCAUCAAUCUACACUCAAUACCCCAUAAUGAAAAAACGAUAACAGGAAUACAUUGUUUGUAGCACAUCCGUGGAGAUGUCCUUUACCAAUCCCACUCUCAUUCCUGUCAUAUUGCUUAAAUACUAUUGUUGCGUGAUAUCAUUUGGCAGACUAAUCCAGCGUCAUUCCGGAUCGCAUUAUAAUUAUUGGCUGUUUUGCCCUCGAUGAUGUCUUCUCUCUUUUUUUUUUAAAUCAGAUUUUUUAAGCUGUUGAUCUCGCCUGUUUAACUGUGCUGCUGAGUGAAUUUGUCCUCUACACCUAAAGGUGUAUGACUUAUCGUGCGUAGCAAAUAGACGUAGAAGUUGGGCGUGUUCAUAGAUCACUGGUCUUUUGUUCAUGAGUGGCAGGAAAGUACUCCAAUCGCAUGGGGGAUUAGCUGCACACAGUUUGUUUAUAUAUUCGUGUAAACCUCAUUAUCAGCACACUACACACUGCACGUAUACAGGACAAGAUGACAAGCACUGUUGGUCUGUGUGUUCACGUCUACUUCUUUACUUAACCUUAGAGAUCAAUUUUCUCUAUACAGAAAGAAAUGACGUGUUACGACAUUUGCAAACAAAUGACAGCCAAGUACGAUCAAAUAACUAGGGAAGACCGAUUGCGUAUUUAACGUUUUUCAGAAGUUAUCGCAAAAUGGAGACGGAGUCUAGAAAACGCAAUUUGGACAGAAGUGCCAUGCAUCGAUUCGGAGACAGUGGCAUGAUGAUCCUGCCAUGGACAAAGCAAAUUUUAUUUGUUUUGUGGGAGCAGUUGCGCUUCCUGGUUCAUCUUAUCUACUACAGUUUCAUUUCAGUCUUUCAGAUGUUCCGUCUGGAGGUCCAUCUGAGAAUCUCAGAGGAGACCGGACCACACAUUCAACAUAUUAGCACACCUGGAAAUUCAGCAGAAGGCUUCUUUCUAUCCUCCUUGUUUGACAACAACAAAAGCGUUAUUGUCUCCAGCUCCAGCCCCUUGUCCAAGCUGAGUAGUGACCUGGCCGGCACCCACCCAGGGUCUCUGCUCUCCAGCCUGGUAUCAGAUGAGCUCUGCUGUUCUCUUGUGGAUGACUUUGUGGCUCGGGCGGCCGAGGGGUUCUCUGACACCGAGGACCUCAGCAUUGGCCAACAUGCCAGCUGGAAACUGAGCUGCCCUGGUGAGUGGAAUGUAUUUGUGGGAUCGGAGAACAGCGGCGGUAGCAGCGACUUCUACUACAGCUCCACACAUGAGGAUAAAGUCUUCAGCUGGGAGAGCGAUACGUCAGGUGAAAGCGAGAUUGUGUCGAAAUCCUAUGAUCCUAUUAAACCACUGAGUUUCUCUGCAAGCAUCUUCGGCUACUCUCCUAGGGAGAGCACAGAGCUGGUAGAGGCCAGUAGCUGGGAACUUAAAGUGGAGUCUUCACCCUCUGUGGAGGACAGCCCUGCACUUUUCUGCCCUGUCUUUGGGGGGUGCUCUGACAGUGAGAGUAGCUGGGGGAGUUCAGACUGCUCCAGUGCCGAUGGAGACAAAGAAGAGAGCGAGAAGCUGUGGGAGCUUUUCUCCAGCUCCUCAGACCCAUAUCACCCUCUCCACUUCAGUGCCUGUUCCUCUAGCUCCAAGACCUCCAAGAAGGAUGGAAGUAUGGUCCCCCGGCCUGACAAAAUAAUUAAACCCCCCACAGAGCUCCCACCCUCCCUGACCGAUACAGAAAGCAUGGGUCCUUCAUCCUUAUCUGAGGAUGAGGAGGAGGCCCUGUGGCAGUCGCUAUGUCACAAUGAUGAUCCAUACCACCCCUUGCAUUUCAAAGCCUGCCUCAGAAGCUUCACAGCUGAUGCUAAUACUAGCUCCACCACGCAGAACCCUGCGAAUGCUUGUCCAGAUUCCAGCUCCACUUCUCAGAAUUCUGCCCUUGAGUUGAAUCCAAGAGCAUUCCAGACUCUGAGAAGGUCAAAGAAGCCGCGUCUGCUUCAUAAGAGGCAACACAAGAGCCAUUGCUGCACCACCUCUCCUGACAAACCUGUCUUUGUCCCAUGGAGGAGAAAGGUCAAAUGUGACAUCAGAAAGGAACAUGAAAGUGGUCAACCUGCUGUGAAGAAGGUUCAGUUCUCACCACGGGUCCAGGUUCACAAAAUGAAGGCGUGGUCAUUUGCCCUUCAGGCCUCACGCAAAGGACAUUGGGAAGAGCUAGCCAGGGACAGGGGUCGUUUCUACAGGAGAAUCCAGGAAACCGAGCAGGCCAUUGGCUACUGUUUGAGCAAAGCACACCGGAAGUGGAUCCUUGCCCGUCAAAGAAGCGUAGAAGGCAAACAUCAUGGCAGUAAAUGGACUGUAAAACAGUCAGUUUCUCUCUCUUAACUCAUUUUUAUUGAAUGUAAACCCAACCGCCCCAUUGAGAUUGCAUGGCAGAGAAUGGACUGCUACUACCCCAACCCAUACCUCACCGCUGCGCUUAAGACUAUGGCCAUUGCACUGACUUUUGUUGUUGUCACAAGUUAAUUGAAUGUAUUUUCAUUUGCCUUAUAGACCUAGCAUUGUAUAUUCUUAAUACCUCAAUGAAUGUUUCUUUAGCCAUAUAAGUGACACCCAGAACCUCUGUUGAGAAAUCAUACGGUUAUUCUUGAUUGGAGAGGUCUGCAACUUCCUGUAAAGAGACGUUUGGUGGAGCUCACAAUUCUGCCGAAUUCUUAAGGUACAUGCAGAACAGCAAAAGUUGUAAAGGUUUCUUUUGAAGCUCUAGAAAUAAGGAGAAUGUGACUGUAAGAUGCCUGAUAAAACCAAACACAUGAAAGACCUGCUGCAUUUUGCAACAGGUAGCCUAGAUCUAGAGAGGGGUACUCCACACCACACAUCGUUACAGCCCCUCCACCCACCAGCUGGCUCACAUUACAAAAUGGGAACAUUUGGUUAUGGGAGCUACUCAAUUUCAUGACCAAGAACUACACACUUUGGAGCUUGCUUUAUUGUAGUAGGAAAAGCCUGGUGGGGCGCCAUGUUUACUCAUGAGGUAGCUGCCUAUCAACAAACCCUGGAUUGUGAACCCCCAUCUGUUCAUUAGUCAAUAAAGGCUGGUUUAGUGUGCUUGUAUGGAGUUGCUUUCCUGAGCUGCUGUCUUAUUAAAACUGGUCACCUGUUGUGGUGAGGGUGCACCUGUUGACAAGAAAAAUGAAUCAUGUGAGUUUCAUAUUUGAACAUUGAACACUGCCACACUCACAUGCCUGACUCAUACAUUUGUGUUUAGUUGAUAAGGUAUUGAAACUGAUAUUCUAAUUGUGAAACAUUAGCUCAUAUUAUCAUCUUACAAAGCUCUUCUGCUUGACAUAGCUUAGACAAAAACACAGCAUUGUCAUAACAAUGAGGUUGGCUAUUUUGGGUUGUUGUGUGUGUAUGGAUUUCUUUUUUUGUUUUUUUAUGCUGUAGUAACUUACUAAAAGAUCAUGCUGAAAACCA